Molecule: messenger RNA, 4890 nt
Organism: Mytilus californianus (California mussel)
Lineage: Eukaryota; Metazoa; Mollusca; Bivalvia; Mytilida; Mytilidae
Exons: 14
Coding region: 102-3341 (1079 amino acids)
Molecular function (GO): protein binding
Source: RefSeq, a predicted model, not a curated record
UUAUUAAAGCUGCACAGGACGGAAAGAUCGAAGACGUAAAAUUAUCUUUACAAAAUGGAGCCGACAUUGAAUAUAAAACUGUUAAAGGAACAACUGCAUGUAUGUGGGCGUCAUGGUAUGGACACUUGGAGGUGAUCCGACAUUUACUUGACCACGGAAGUAACAUAGAUACACAAAAUAUAAAUGGAUUUUCAGCAUUACUGUUAGCUGCAUUAUCAGGACACUUGGAGGUUGUACAACUAUUAAUUGAAAGAAAAUGUAAUAAAGAGGCCACAAAUAUUACUGGUAAUUCAGCGUUACAUUUUUCUGCUUGGACGGGAGAUCUACCAAUGACCAAAUGGUUGAUAGAACAUGAAGGAAUGAAUCCCUCGAUUAAGACAACAAGGGGUGAAACACCAUAUGAUUUAGCAGGGAAUCACGGGUAUCGUGAAGUGAUGGAGUAUUUACAGACAGUAAUGCCAACACUGGCUGAAGAUAUCAACCCAACACCAUCAAGACAGUUGCAAUCCACGCCAAAAGUUGAAGAUGACAAAGUUCCGAUUGAAAUCAAAUUGAUGUCCGACAAAAAAUCUGUUCCUUUGUACCUCAAAUUACUAGAGCAUGGCUCUGAGAGAAAGAGGGAUAUUCGAUUAGUCAUUGUCGGAAAGAAGGGAGCCGGGAAAACUUCAUUACUUAAACGAUUGUUUGGAGAAGAAAUACACAACAGAGAGUUGACCAGUACAAAUGGGAUCGAAAUUCAUAGAAUAAGAUGUAAAGCAAAUUAUGAUGAUGGUGAAUGGUAUAAAUUAUACGGCAACAAUGAAGAAACUCAACGUCAUGCAAGACUGUUAAAACCGUAUGAGGAAACACUGAUUAACCAGCGUAAACGACCAAUGGAAGCAUCAGUAGAAGCAACAGCCAAAAAUGUUAGGAAGAACUCAUCAGAAACUAUUUUAUAUAUGAGGGAAUCACAGGAAUCAGAAGCAGCCUCUCUGCGGUCUGAAAAAUAUACAGAUCAUGUGACUACUAAUAUUCCGGUUGUUCAUCCUCUAUGCAUUGAACAUCAGCCAUCUCAACUGUUGAUAGAACAAGCAUAUAGAGAUAUUGAAGCCAUGCUUCAAUCUGAAGUUGAUCUACACGAUAAAGAGAAGUAUGCCACAUUACUGCUAUGGGAUUUUGCAGGUGACGAAGAAUUUUACCACACACAUCAAACCUUUUUGUCUCCAGAUGCCAUUUAUCUUGUAGUCGCAAAACUCAAUGAGGCUGACGACAAAAGCGCACAAGAUUUAUUUCGAUUUUGGAUGGAUUCAAUACAUUGUUAUACUAGAAUGGAUGAGAUGAAAAAUGAAAAUGAGGACAAGACGAGAAUAAGAGAUUAUUUUGAUCCACCGGUGGUUAUUGUUGGUACUUGGAAAGAUUCUGUGACAUCAGAGACAGAAGAGAUUGAAGAUGCAUGUAGAGAAAAACUGUUAUGGUAUACAGAUAGCAUGGCAGAUGAUGAGCGCGGACAUAUCAGAGAUACAAUUUUUCUUUCUAAUACAAAAGAUGAUGACAGUGUAUAUCAGCAAAUACGACAAUACAUCUUAAAGUUAUCCAAAACAAAUAGAACAUGGAAUACAGAAUAUCCGUUAAAAUUUAUUCAGCUGGAAAAACGUCUUCAAGAGAAGAAGAAGGAGUUACCAAUUAUAACUUUUCAGGAACUGAGGCAUAUCGCUACUGAAGUAUCAGAGCCUUUGCGAGAUGAAGAACUUAUUUUGUAUUUGAAAUUUCAUCAUGAAAUUAGAGCUGUGGUUUAUUUUGAAGAUCUUCCGGAUUAUAUUAUUUUAGAUACACAAUGGCUGUCUGAUGCCUUCAAAUGUAUAGUUACAGCAAAGAAAUUUCGAGCUAUUAGCAUCAAGAAUCAACAACACUGGAAAGAAUUCUAUCAUAAAGGAAAGUUGCAUAAGGAAGUUUUAGAGGAUAUUUUCCAAAAAGAAGAAAAUAUUUUGUACAAACACAAGGAACAUAUCCUGAACGUUAUGGAAAAAUUCGAUAUAAUAAUACGACCAAUAACAUCAGAGAGGAAUGCUGCCACAGACACAUCUUGCUAUUAUGUACCUUGUAUAAUUAAAGCCGAACCUGAGUGUGACAUAUACAAGAUGUUUAAUGUGACAGAAGAUAACUGUCAAAAGUCCUCUUGGUUAUGUUUCAAGUUUAGAUUUUUGCCACCACAUUUAAUGAAUCAUGUGAUUGCUUCACUGUGCAGGAAGUAUGAAGUUGCAGAAGUGGGUGUCGUUCAACAACAUGAAAGACAAAAUACCCCCAAACGGGUUAUUGCUCUAUUCAGAGGGACCGCUGUCUUUGAAUUAAAGAAAACAACAAAACUAAGUAAAUUACUUAUAAUGACAUGUCCAAAUCUUAUUCUGGUACAAGUUUUAGAAUUUGGGAAAAGUACUAAUAUAGAAAGGGGUAUGUACAAGUAUAUUGCCGACUUUGUCACAGAUGAAAUGAACAAGAUUAUUGGUACAAGAUUCAAGAUGACAAAUGUUAGAUUUGAGAAAAAAUGGGAGUGUGGCCUUGUAAAACCACAAUCUGUUAUUGGAGCAAAUAGUUUUACUGAAGAACAUAUUACAGAGUAUUACUGUGAGACAUGUGCAAAUACCCAUGUUGUUAAAGAUGAGUGGGCAAACCUACAAAGUAAAACAUUAUGCUUGUUUCAGAGUUCUGAAGAAACUCCCAAAAGAAAUGACAAAUCAGAAACUACCAGUAGAAACCAAACAAUUUCAACUAAGGUGCGCUGCUUUUUCAAAGGUGGUACACAAACAUGUUCAAAUGUAUCUGAAGAGUCAACUAGACCUGGCAGAUUGAGAGGGUUCACCAAGGAGGAGUUUUACUUUGCCAAAAUGGGGAUGAUUGUGCUGAAUAUUCUUACUGAUGUUUUAUAUGAUCUAAUAAAACAAGACAAACAAAAUGUACGCCUUAGAAGCGAUUGUGAUAUAACAUCCUUGUACAGUGGGCUCAGGAAGCUUAAUAAACAUAUUCCAAGUUCUGGAUGGGGAGGCACAUGGCAAACUAUUCAGUCGACAGACAUAGUUAUUGGCGAUGACAUUGAGCGUAUACGACUUACAAGAAAUGAAAUACUCCAUUCUGAGACAUUUAAAGUUGACGAAAAACGCUUUAAUGACUUACGUAAAAUACAAAUUGAACUUUUAACACGGUUUGAUGAACAUAACAAACCUGCCAGGCUGUAUAUAGAUCACUUUAACGAAAUCGUUGCCAAAACUUUUUCUGAAGAGGAGGUGAAACUUGUUCAAAAUGAAAUCAAAUCAGAAAUGACUAUUGAAGUUGAAAUUGAAAACCAAGUGAAUGUCGCACCACAAUAGAGAAAAAAAUAUUGACUGAAAUAUUUCAUAAUUGACAGUGAUUAUAACCAGAAUAUCAGCGUAACUAAUUUGCAAAGGGCAACUCUCAAACUUAUAAAUGACCAUAUUCAUGUUAGAAGAUGAUAUGUCAUGUUCAUGCUACAAAACCACGUUAAGAUACAUGUGAUUGACAAACUGUCAAGUAAUGGAGUUUUAGUUGGAUAUGCUCAAGUUUAUUGGUACAGGACAUUUUUUCUUAAAAUGUCCUGUACCAAGUCAGGAAAAUGGCCAUUGUUAUAUUAUAGUUCGUUUCUGUGUGUGUUGCAUUUUAGUGUUGAGUUUCUGUUGUGUCGUUGUUUUCCUCUUAUAUUUGAUGUGUUUAACUCAGUUUUAGUUUGUAACCCGGAUUUGUUUUUUUCUCAAUCGAUUUAUGAAUUUCGAAUAGCGGUAUACUACUGUUGCCUUUAUUUAAAAGUAGAAAGAAUGGCAAAAAUGUCGUAAAACAGUUGAUUGAUAUGUUUAUAUAUUAAGUCAAAGUUGAACUGAAAUUUAAAUAUUGAUUUAAAGUUUGAAGUUAAAAUAUUGAAUCAUUUUUUAUAAAAUGGAAAUUGAAAUAUUGGACCAAAGAUUAAAUAUUAAUUUAUAAUUAAGAAUGACGCUAAAUUUUUUCCGUCGUACCUUUCAAACGCUAAACAAAUUUUACUGAAUUUUCAAACAAUGCUUAAUUUAAAGAAAAAUUCUUAAUGCUGUGACUUAAGGUUUAGAUGUGUGUAUUUGUAAAAUACUAUUAAAUAAUUUUAUACAAAUCAAAAAACAAUUUAAACACAUUAAAAAACGCAUUUCUUCUUGUUUAAAUGUUAAGAAAAUGUUAACAAAAAGUUCAAAAAUAACAUAUUUAAGUUAUGUUCAUAUUGUCAAAACAUCAUUUAAAUGUUAAAAGUAUAUGAACAUGGUUUUCCCGUUUGAAUGGUUUUACACUAGUAAUUUUAGGGGCCCGUUAUAGCUUGCUGUUCGGUGUGAGUGUUGAAGACCGUACUUUGACCUAUAAUGGUUUACUUUUAUAAAUUUUGACUUGAACGGAGAGUUGUCUCAUUGCCACUCAUACCACAUCUUCUUAUAUCUAUAUAAAAUGAUUUUCGAAUGUUUAAAACCAAUGCUCUGAAAACAUUUCUGCAAUGUCAAGAAAACAGCUGAAAUCCUUAACUCUAUUUAGCAAAACCGUUCGGAAUUUUUGGGUCCUCAUUGUUCUUCCACUUCGUACUUUAUUAGGCAUAUUAAAUAUUUUGAUUCGAGCGUCACUAAUUAGUCUUAUGUAGACAAAACGCAUGUCUGGCGAACAAAAUUGUAAUUCUUGUGUCUAUGAUAAGUUCACUAACAUAUAGUCAGCAUUUCAUGUUACAUUUGUAUAUUGUUGAAGACUUAUAAUCUAAAUAUCUAUAUGUGUAUCAUCAUGUUGAAUCUCAUGGCUAUGUACCUAAUAUUUCCCUUAUUAAAAACAAUAUUUUCAUGUAGAAUUUGAAAUUUUGUAAAUGUCUAGUUUUCCUUUGAAAUUAAAACAAUUGAUACUAAA